Eptesicus fuscus (big brown bat) is the source of this 1827-nucleotide messenger RNA. RefSeq names its product ceramide-1-phosphate transfer protein (gene CPTP). The record is from RefSeq and is a predicted model, not a curated record. Gene Ontology annotation, cellular component: cytoplasm; membrane; cytosol. NCBI's taxonomy places the organism in Eukaryota, Metazoa, Chordata, Mammalia, Chiroptera, Vespertilionidae. Gene Ontology annotation, molecular function: ceramide 1-phosphate binding; ceramide 1-phosphate transfer activity. Bases 229 to 873 code for a protein of 214 amino acids. The transcript is spliced from 3 exons. Gene Ontology annotation, biological process: intermembrane lipid transfer; ceramide transport.
ACGAGGCUGGGCGGUUUGUCUGUCACUGACACCCCAGCCUGCCUGGCUCUGGGUGGGGACUCAGCACGCAUUUCUCCAAGUAGCGACCACGGACGUCUCCUGAGAGAGAGACACACAACACCCGCAUAAGCAGGAAAACCCGGCGGGAGAUGCGUGUCUGAGGGACAGGGAGAGGCCGUGCCGAGGAGUGAGCCACGUCCCAGGGAGACGACCCCAGCCCCAGCGACAAUGGACGACGUGGAGUCGGACUUCAACCUGAAGGUCGUCCUGGUCAGCUUCAAGCAGUGUCUCAACGAGGAGGAGGAGGUGCUGCUGGAGCACUACCUCGCCGGCUGGAGGGGGCUGGUCAGGUUCCUGAACAGCCUGGGCGCCAUCUUCUCCUUCAUCUCCAAGGACGUGGUGACGAAGCUGCAGGUGAUGGAGCGCCUGUGCCGCGGCCCCCAGGGGGACCACUACCGCAGCCUGCAGUCCAUGGUGGCCUACGAGGUGGGCACCCAGAGGGUGGACCUGGAGCGCCGCUCCCGCCACCCGGACUCGGGCUGCCGGACCGUGCUGCGGCUGCACCGGGCGCUGCGCUGGCUGCAGCUCUUCCUGGAGGGUCUGCGCACCAGCCCCGAGGACGCGCGCACCGCCGUGCUCUGCACCGACUCCUACAACGCCUCGCUGGCCGCCUACCACCCCUGGAUCGUCCGCCGGGCCGUCACCGUGGCCUUCUGCACGCUGCCCACGCGCAAGGUCUUCCUGGAGGCCAUGAAUGUGGGGUCCACCGAGCAGGCCGUGGCGAUGCUGGGCGAGGCCCUGCCCUUCAUCGAGCACGUGUACGACAUCUCCCAGAAGCUCUACGCCGAGCACGCCCUGCUGGACCUGCCCUAGGGGCCAGUGGCCCGGCUCCCCUUCCCCGGAGUCGGGCUGGGGCAGCCAGGGCCCCUCAGUCCCACUGCAGAGCUUUCUGGGGGUGCCUGGAGCAGAAACGCCACUGUUCCCCUGCCCGCUGAGCUUGUGGGGAGCCGUGGGCCUGGCGCGGCCCACUUGGGCUGCAGAUGGAGAAGGCAGGCGCCGGCCGGCCAGGUGGGUGGGUGAAGGGCAGAAGGCAGGGAAGGUGGGACAGGAUCAGAGUUCACGAAAAAGGCUGCCCUCACCUGAGAGUCCAGUCUGCGCAGCGGAAGAGUCCCAGGUCCUCGGAGAGCAGGCUCCUCACCCGCCGACGAUCCAGCAAGCGUGUGCUUCUCAGGCCCUUUGGGUCCUGGCGUCCGUGGCAGGCGGGCUGCCUGUGGCCCCUCUGUACCAGGCUGGCUGUCCCUGGGGCAGGGAGGGAGCCUGGGCAGCGUUAGCACUGCGUCUCGUUCCCUGCCCCCAUCUCCUUAGCCAGGGGCGCAUGUGUCCUCCGCACAGCAGCGGGAGCACAGGCCUGCCCUGCCUCCAGCCCUGCACGGCAGCCGCCUCCUGCGCCACACUGCUCCCCCCGGCAGCUGCUUGUGAGUCUGCACAGCUCAGCCCCGGAGCCCCCGGGAGCCCCUGCCUGCUGGGCCAGCUGGCCUCCCUGGCACCCAGCGAUGCUGCGUUCCCUCUCCCUGCCCCAUGCUGCCCAUCCCCCUGGAGCCCAGAGACCCAGGGUGCACGGCAGAGCGGGGCCUGGACCUCUGCCUGACGGCUGGCCGACGGGCACACCAGCCUGGCCUGCCCACUGGCUCUUCACUGUAACCUCAGGACCCUGGUGCCACAGCUGUGCCGUGCAGCGCUCGCACACGAGUGUGAGCUUGCGGGGACCCUUGAACACUGCAAUACGGGUGAUGACUUUCCCAACAUAAAUAAAUGACAGUUACAGAA